Messenger RNA from Bemisia tabaci, 5968 nucleotides. It is a transcript of the gene Ack, whose product is annotated as activated Cdc42 kinase. The record is from RefSeq and is a predicted model, not a curated record. Gene Ontology annotation, biological process: protein phosphorylation. Lineage: Eukaryota; Metazoa; Arthropoda; Insecta; Hemiptera; Aleyrodidae. Gene Ontology annotation, molecular function: protein tyrosine kinase activity; ATP binding; protein binding.
CCGUGGGUCCAACUUCAUGCAUCUACUGCUCUGUCAAUGCUCAGUUGAUGUUUCUCUCAAAGUUUCUUGCAAACCUGAGGAAUAGGGCCCUCCAUACCUCUCAUCACUGUGUAAUCCCUUUCAAACUCUUCUCACCCGUUAGAUGAGCAAAAGCACAGCACCAUGGCUGUUCCUGGCAACUGUGAUUCAACGGAUGCUGAAGAUGGUGACUGGCUUCUGGAACUCUUGCGGGACAUCCAGUUGGAACAGUUCUUGAGGCGUCUUCAGGAUGAUUUGCAGGUCACCAGACUAUCCCAUUUCGACUAUGUGCAAACAGAAGAUUUGGAGAAAAUUGGCAUGGGGAAACCUGCUGCUAGGAGAUUACUGGAAGCUGUUAAGAAGAAAAAAACAGCCCAAUGGAGACGUUCUUUACUGAAUAAAAUUCUUCCUGUUCAGCAUAGCAAAUCAGCAACUCUUCCCAAAUCGUCGGAUAGAAACCUGGGACUUGGCCUCACUUGUUUAAUACAAGAGAAAGAAAUCAAACUAACCAGUAAAUUAGGAGAUGGCACCUUUGGUGUGGUUCGCAAAGGAGAUUGGCAGCAACCUAAUGGAAGGACAGUGUCAGUAGCAGUGAAAAUCUUGAAGCAAGAUGCUCUAUCUUUACCAGGAGUGUUCGAAGAUUUUGUGAAAGAGGUUCAGGCCAUGCAUGUAUUAGAUCAUCCCAAUUUAAUCCGAUUAUAUGGAGUUGUUUUAUCUCAGCCCCUGAUGAUGGUUACUGAACUGGCCCCACUGGGAAGCUUACUAGAUUUCCUUCGUAAACAGUGUGGUCACACACCUCUUCCCCAGCUAUGGGAGUUUGCUAUUCAGGUUGCAACUGGUAUGGCUUACCUAGAAACUAAAAGAUUUGUACAUCGAGACCUUGCUGCUCGGAAUGUUCUGUUAGCUGCUCAGGACAAAGUGAAAAUUGGAGACUUUGGGCUCAUGCGAGCAGUUCCUCAAGAAGAAGACUGUUAUAUAAUGACGGAGCAUAAGCGCGUUCCCUUCCCAUGGUGUGCUCCGGAAAGUCUUAAAACCAGGCAGUUCUCUCACUCAUCUGAUGUAUGGAUGUAUGGUGUUACAGUGUGGGAAAUGUUUUCUUUUGGAGAGGAACCUUGGAUUGGAUUGAAUGGAACUCAAAUUUUGAAGAAGAUUGACAAAGAAGGGGAGCGUUUGGCACAUCCAGAAGUUUGCUCAGAUGAAAUGUACCAUUUGUUGCUUCAGUGCUGGAGCAAAGAUCCACAGAAACGACCAACCUUCUCCUCUAUCCGUGAGUUUCUAUUAAAAAAUCCAUGUCCAGUCAUGAAAGCAACGCAGAGUUUUGAAAAAGAUGGUGAACCAGGUGUGCUUAGGAUACAACAAGGUGAUGCAAUCGCAAUCAUCAAUGGCCAGUCUGAACAUUAUUGGUGGAAAGGACAAAACCUCAGGACUUUUGAUAUCGGAAAUUUCCCUCGAUGUUUAAUGGAUCCUCAGCGGCGCAAACAGUCGGAAGAUAUCAGUAAGCCCCUUCAGAAUUCUUUCAUUCAUACCGGUCAUGGCAAUCCAUAUGGGCGAUCAUGGGGUAGCCCCUCUGCUAUUGAUGAAGUUUAUUUGCAAAACCCUAUGGAUCCACCUGAUAUUUUGGGUGUUUCUGUCAAUGAUCUCAAAAGUGAAUCUCCCUCUGCGUUACCAAGUUGGAGAAAAGUGCAUUACCAUCUAGCACCUCCAGCUAGCAUCCAAGCUAAGAAACAGUUCAACUACCACAAAUUAGUGAGCAAAUCUUCUAGAAAUCCCAAGCAAAUUUUAAGACCUGCCCCUGGACGACCUCCGGAUCCAUUCUCUCCGAAGGAACGGAUUAGCAAUGAAGUAGCAUCUCCGCUUAUAGAUUUCUUGGCAGAACCUUCAGUACCUGUUAGCAAUCCUGUCUCUCGAAGUAAUAGUGAUGUUCAAUCAAUUCUAGAUGAACCAAUUGACAUACCAGAACAAAGUACACAAGAUAGAUGGAGUGACAACAGAAGUUUUUCCAAUACUCAUCAAACGUACGCCAAUUUUAAUUUUGACCCUCAAAGUACACACGCCGCUCUGUUUUCUCAAAACGUGCAUGAACCAGAUCCAUUUGAUACAUCUCAGAUAUAUCAAGCUUUACCAAAAAGUUCUCCACAGUUAGAAUCUGGAGCAACAGCAGCUGCUGAGUUCCCAUGUAACACAACUAGUCGAUACUACUCCAGUACAUCACAGUCAUCUCAUAUAAACUUCAAUAACUCUGAGGCUGUUAGUUGCUCCAGUCAGCCACCAAGUGAAUCAAGAACAAAUGAGGCCACCAGCAAAAGUAGUAAUGAAAUCAAUCUAAGGACAAUGUUAGAUCCGAAAUUCAUCGCUGAGUUAGAAAAAAGCCUAGGUCAACAAGAAGCCAGUGCUAAUAAGAAUAUGAAUAAUGACAUAAAUACAUGUAAGUCUCAUUACAACAUACCAGCCUUAAGACCACCUCCGUCAUCCAACAGAUUGCAGCAAAUGGGGUCGUCAGCUGUGUCAUCAUCUCAAAUACAAAAUUCUUGGUCAAGUAAAAGCAAUAUACUCAGAAAUUCCAUGGACAGAGAUCAAAGGCAAGAAAACUCCAACAGUUCAUCUCCUUCUCAUACUUUUGCUCCGGUGUACUCUAACACCUGGGCUCCCAUUAACUUUGAAGAAGUUUCAACUGGACAUGUCAAUGGGAUCCGCCCAACUUAUGAUUUGGCGAGUAAUCUAUCUUAUGACACCAUAGAUAAAAUUAAUCGUGAAUUUCAAGCUCUCAAGAAACUAAAUGUAGAGAACCAGGUUUCGCAGUCAAGACCCAGAAAUACUGUGGUCAGAGAGUCCUCUCAGAGUCAUGUUUAUGAUCCUGUCUCAUCAUACGCACCAACGUCAGCUCCAGUGUAUUAUGAAUACACAAAUCAAAGUGAUCAGGCUGCAAUGCAAGAUCGAAUUACUUGGUUGGUGACAGAAGUUGGCACUGAUGUGACCCGUGAAGAAUGUUUACGAGCGCUACAAACAAAUUGUUGGGACGUUCCUUCGGCUACUCGAUUCAUAAAAAUGGAGCAGUUACUCAGGCUAGGUCUAGGUUCUCAAUUAGAAUGUAAAGCUGCACUAGAAGCAGUUGACUGGAAUGUAAAUCAAGCGGCUGCUAGACUGCUUGACCGAGAAGAUAAUGUCAUGACUGCAAGCUGAUGAAAUAAUUUUUCUCAAUUUACUUUGUUUUGUUUUAUCGUAUCAGUAUUGUCGUAUCAUCAUUGUUUCAAAUUUAAAUGCAGGUAAUGAGCUAAACCCUGUAAUUUAUCUCUAUUCAACACAAUAGUCAAUGCCUACCCAAUGAAUGAUCGAACUGGAAGAAACACUUUGAACUAUAGGAAGUCUUUUAAGUAUUUUAAGAUCCCUAAACCAAUUUUUUUGUUACUCAAUCAAUCAAUAAUAAGAUUAUAUCUACAAGUAGGAUAUGGAGCCCUUUGGGGUUUUUUCGGCCCAAAAAUCGGUCAACAUUUGAUUACUCAGGAACAAUCUCUAAAACUUUUUUAACAAAUUUUGCUUUUUGUUAUCAUCGAGACUCCAGUUCAGUUUUGAAAUUACAUUGCACGAUAAAUUUUUGCAAAAUGAGGUCGCCCUUUGUGUUUUUGCUGGAAAAUACAUAGGUUGUCGCAAAAAUAAGUGAACUGAUGCUGCCGUUUCAAAAGUAGUGAUAUUGAAUACAUGAUUUUAGUCUCAUUUUGAAGAUCAAAGUUUAAGCUGUUAAUCGAGACCAUGAUCAUUUCACUGGCUCAAAAAGCGAUGAAAAUAUGACCACUUUGGUGAAAUGUGAAGUGCUGCUGCUUAAGAGUUCAUGACAGAAAUGUUUUCUUGGGUAAGUUUUAUCCUCAUUUCCCCUACUUUCCAAAUCUAUUUGAAGGUCACGUUGUUCUGUAAGUACCUCAUAUCGUCCUUAAUGCAUUUUUGUUUUCAAUAGUGCCAAAUUCCAAUCAGAGGUUUGUAGAGUUGCUCCUUUGAGAAUUCAUUGAUAAUCAGAUACUGGAGCUUAGCUAGGAUCCAGUGUUGGACGCUGAACACUUCUAUUGUACAAUACUACUUUAAAGCUGCACCGGAGUCUUUAAGUAAAAUUCGAUUUAUUUCAACCUGUUUCGAGGCCUUAAUGGGCUCCUGUCCUUCUUUCCUAUCCUUCAGAAAUACUCAAAUAUUAAUAAUUGAACUUGCCUGGCUGUAUUGACGAACUAUACAUGAUUUUUUUUUUCUUUCUUAGUUACUCAAAUUACUGUAAUUUUAAAUUCUGAGUUAUAUGUUAUUUGGAUUUAUGCUGGCCUGUUCUGGCUAGUUUCCCUCUAUUAAUGUUGGUUUGACGGCUGAAUGACUGCCCACUAACAGGCAAAAAUAGGUCUCCAUUUUGGGAAACACUUUUACUGGAAAAUACUUAAAAUGAGAAAGUUCUCUCAACAGUUAAAAUAUAUUCUCCGCCAGUUUUCGUCUAUUAUAUUUAUUUUCCACCUCUUUUCUCUGCUUAGUUCUUACCAGUACUCGAAUCCUUUGAUGUGAUAAAUAAUUAUUUUUUUUUUUUAGACAAAUUUAUUAUACUUGUGCAAUUUUGUUAUUUCACUAGCUGUCUUUGUGAUAGAAGGAAACAAGUAAUAGCAAGUAUUGUGUCAUGCUGUUGAUUAUUCUAGGGAAACUUUGUCAAUUUUUUAGACACUUCGAUUACAUAUUGUCAAACAGUCUCUGUUCUUAUCUUUUGUCUUGCAUUUCUUUAUUUUUGUUCUACAAUUGAAAUUAUUGUUAUCCUUUCUCUUUUUACAAUCUCUCAAGUUUUUAUUUCACUUAUUAACCGUCACAAAUUAUACAUUCUGUAAUUGCAGUAAAUUUUCGUAUUGAUCUUUUAAUUAGUGAUAAGACAUACCUAGUGCCCAGAAAAAUUCAGGAGCAGCCUAAAUACAUCAUGCCAAUGUUCUGAAGUCAGGCCUAAUUACUCACAGGCGAGAAUUUCAUCUUUUCACACUCUCAUCUGUCCAAAUAUUGUCAAAUCAGAUAGCAAAAAGAAGCACUGCGAAGGUUUAAAGGGUAGGCCAAUCAUAUGUAUGAGUACAAAAAUUGGGUACCCUAAGUUUUUCGGGCUUAUUUGCGCAUUAUGAACUUGGCUCCUCAUUCGAAGUGUCAAAGAACUGAGAGACUGAGAGUGCAAUACUUUUGAUAUGGAAGUUGUAAAAAGGUGGAAUUAUAAGGCAUCAGUUUUUGAGCACCAACCCUUCUAUGAUGAAAAUGUCAAUUUUAAUUUAAUGUGCAAUUUCGUGUUUAGUGAACUGAGCUUAUAAUUAUUUCUCAAAUUUGUUUUGAUGAUAGCAAGAGAGAAGUCAAUUUUAAGUGUAGAAAAUCGGAGGAACCAUAAAAUUAUUUUGAGGUGUGCGCUUGCUCGAGUUUAGUAGGUACUUUUGUAAAUUAGAUGGCAGCAGAAAUCUCAGUGGUGCCUCAUAUGAUGGUGCACUAAUGAUCGGCCUGAUAAUUAUCGUUAGGUGUCAAGCUCGGAGCCUCCGUCACCAUUUUGCUUACCUGACUUUUGACUUGCUAGAUUCUAGAGUCUGCAUGAGUAGUUCAACUUAAACAGAAUUCAUUUUUGAACCCAUUCAGAGCACUCGCCACGUUUCUGCAAUACAAAGUUUUUUCAAAGACUUUUACAUAGUCACCAUCAAAUUUCUCGACCAAAAACUUUUCAGAAACAAUUAUUUGCAGGCUAACCCUUUUGCUAAAUUGACUCUUUGUUAUAAAGAAAUGUCUCUCGAAAUAACCUUGAUGCCUCCUCUAGCUUUAUCGGUUCAGCUUGGAAUUUAACUACCUGAAGCUUGUAAAACCAUUUAAGUGCUAUCUUUAUUGCAACUUUAUCAAAAAUACAAAGCAACUUUCAAUUGAUGAGUGGUCAGUCAUCCUUUUCUUCCAUAAAGCAAUAAAGAAUAUAUUUUUUCAGUUU